This is a messenger RNA of Trametes versicolor FP-101664 SS1, 249 nucleotides long. RefSeq lists its product as uncharacterized. The annotation marks the transcript as partial. The transcript has a single exon. NCBI's taxonomy places the organism in Eukaryota, Fungi, Basidiomycota, Agaricomycetes, Polyporales, Polyporaceae. The record is from RefSeq and is a predicted model, not a curated record.
GACUACGAUAUUCUAGCAUUACAAGAGCCCUAUUUAACAUUCCUCAACCUCACCUCCAGCACUUCCCACUGGCACGUCAUCUACCCGUCUACACACCGCAAGGAGGGGGCAGGAAGGUCCCGAGCUGUCACCCUCGUCAACAAGAAGCUCUCAAUCGACUCAUGGAGCACCAUCGCCACCAAACACCCCGACAUCACCACGGUAUCCAUCCGCUCCGCAGAUGCAACCGUCCACGUAUUCAAUGUCUAC